This is a messenger RNA of Rubroshorea leprosula, 1601 nucleotides long. The record is from the annotation of a GenBank genome assembly. Lineage: Eukaryota; Viridiplantae; Streptophyta; Magnoliopsida; Malvales; Dipterocarpaceae.
GUUCUUUUUGGUUAAGUCUGGUGUUGACAGCGGAGAAUAGAAGAGAUUUUCUGCUGGAAGGAAUCUGUUUUUGUGAAUGGAGAUUGUCAAGGUUGCAAGAGGGAUUUCAUUUCUGGAGUCGUCACUGUUAGGUAAUGUCUGAACAGAGGAUUUUUGUUAGGAAAAUGGUGAAGGAGAUGGUGUAAGCUUGAUCCCAUGGGUGGGAUUCCUUCCAUCAGAUUCAAAUCUAUUUUUCCUUCAAAAAUUCGCGGUGUUUGUUUUUAUUUUUUUGUGGGUGUUUGUUUUUCGGAGAUUUGAUGUUAAGAUUGAAUAUGUUUCGUUGGAAAAUGAAUGAAAAAAAAAUAUUAUUCAAUUUAUUUCCUGAUGAAAAUGUUUAUCUUUUUCUCUUUUUUUGGAAAUAAGAAGUUAAUGUGAUGAACCGUAAAUUUCUCUUUAUGUCACCUGGACUUUGGUUUUCAUUUAAGUUUGCCCAUUAAGACUUAAACAUAAACAUAAUGAAUAAAUUGAAUUAAAACCAUAAUGUUAAAAUAUGCAAUCGUGUUUAAACGGAAGAUUUUGUGAAGUGCGUGUAUACCUUUUCUCAUUCCUAACCGAACCUUCAAACCCCAAUCUCUGCGCAGACCUGUUUUAAAGUGACUUGUCUCACCUUAUAAUUUUGACGAGUGGCGACUCUUUUUCUUAUAUGUUUCACACUUAAUGUUUUAAGUUCUGUGUGAUUGUCAACAGUGUUGAACUUUAUUAAGAAGCACAUUAUUUGUUGCUUUGGAAUCCCAUACAAAAUUGUGAGUGAUAAUGGAACUCCUUUUGUCAAUUAUCAUGUGUAAAGAUUGUUGGACACUUACAAGAUCAAGCAUUGAAAAUCCACUCCAUACUACUCCUAAGGCAAUGGCCAAGCUGAAACAACUGAUAAAAGCUUACUAAGGAAUUUGAGUAAGAUGGUCCAUGAGUAUGAAGGAUGUUGGAGCACUCAUUUGCAAGACACUCUUUGCACUGAUUGGACAUCCUCCAAGACUGCCACAGGUUAUCACCUUAUUUUCUAGUAUAUGGCUGUGAUGUUGUCUUUCCUAAUGAAGUCUUGAUUCCAACUGCGCAUAUCUUGGCUACAUUUAAAUUAGAUAACAAUGUUGACAUUUGUGGCCAAAGGCAGGUUGAAGACUUAGAAUCCUUUGAAGCACUUCGCUAGACAACACAAGAAAAGGCUCAAAAAUAUCAGUCCAAGAUGACGAAUGCCUACAACCGUGUAGUCAAAGCUAGAGUUUUCACAAUUGGGCAAAUCAUUCUCAAAGCCUUCAACCAUAUGAGGAAAAACAUUGUUGGCCCAUCCAACUUUGCAGUAAAUUGGGACAAUCCCUUCAUUGUUGCGAAAGCAUAUUAUAGUAGGUAUUAUUGUCUCAAAACUCAUGAGGAAGAGUCAUUAUUGGACAUUGUGAAUGCUAAAUGGCUCAAAACAAUCUAUUGCUAGGCUUUGCCAGUAUUGCUCCUUGAAAAGUAAGCACUCUUCAUUUUGUAAUUUUACCAUUGGUAUUGUAUUUAUUCUAACCAAGAAGGUUGAUUCUAUUUAUCUUUUUCCAUCAUAUGUAAGGUGCAUAUAACAUUCUUUU